GCAGUUUCAACAUGGAGUCAUUGUUGCAGCGGACUCUCGGGCCACAGCUGGUGCCUAUAUAGCCUCCCAGACAGUAAAGAAGGUGAUAGAGAUCAAUCCCUACCUGCUGGGCACCAUGGCUGGGGGCGCAGCGGAUUGCAGCUUCUGGGAGCGGCUGUUGGCUCGGCAAUGUCGAAUAUAUGAGCUUCGAAACAAGGAACGCAUCUCGGUAGCAGCUGCCUCCAAGCUGCUUGCCAACAUGGUGUAUCAGUAUAAAGGCAUGGGGCUGUCCAUGGGCACCAUGAUCUGUGGCUGGGAUAAGAGAGGCCCUGGCCUCUACUAUGUGGACAGUGAAGGAAACCGGAUCUCGGGGGCCACCUUCUCUGUAGGUUCUGGCUCUGUGUAUGCUUAUGGGGUCAUGGAUCGGGGUUACUCCUAUGACCUAGAGGUGGAACAGGCCUAUGAUCUGGCCCGUCGAGCCAUCUACCAAGCCACCUACAGAGAUGCCUACUCGGGAGGCGCAGUCAACCUCUACCAUGUGCGGGAGGAUGGCUGGAUCCGAGUCUCCAGUGACAGUGUGGCUGAUCUGCAUGACAAAUAUAGUGGCUCUACCCCCUGAAGGAGGGUGGAUGUGGCUGCUUGCAUUUCUUGGGGGAAACUGUUGCUGGCAAUGUGGGUACAGCUCCCCAUCCUCUAGUGGAGGGGUCCUCAAUUGUACUGAUAAUUUUUUUAAGCUCUGGUGGCAUUGACCUCUAUGUGUUACUAGUUGUUAAUGACCUGCUGCAGAGGUGAUUAUUUGUUUUACUUUCUUGGAUGUUAACAUUACACUACUCGA
Mustela lutreola (European mink) is the source of this 814-nucleotide messenger RNA. Its product is annotated as proteasome subunit beta type-5. The coding region runs from base 116 to 598 and encodes 160 amino acids. The transcript has a single exon. Gene Ontology annotation, cellular component: proteasome core complex. The record is from RefSeq and is a predicted model, not a curated record. Gene Ontology annotation, molecular function: threonine-type endopeptidase activity. NCBI's taxonomy places the organism in Eukaryota, Metazoa, Chordata, Mammalia, Carnivora, Mustelidae.